Molecule: messenger RNA, 1212 nt
Organism: Cydia amplana
Lineage: Eukaryota; Metazoa; Arthropoda; Insecta; Lepidoptera; Tortricidae
Product: odorant receptor 4-like
Exons: 9
Coding region: 7-1206 (399 amino acids)
Biological process (GO): detection of chemical stimulus involved in sensory perception of smell; sensory perception of smell
Cellular component (GO): plasma membrane
Molecular function (GO): odorant binding; olfactory receptor activity
Source: RefSeq, a predicted model, not a curated record
GUAAUCAUGAGCACUAAAGCGGAAGCGAGACGCGAAAUAGGGGCAACCUUAACCCUAUGCAUGUUUAGCAUGCAGUGCAUAGGGCUUUCGUUCAAGCGGCCAGACGGCACAGCGCGGCUUCUUCGACAGAAGCUGAUGUUUGUAGCGUCGAUUUGCACCAUUGUCUAUCACGUUUUCAGUGAAAUCGUUUACAUUGGCCUCACGUUAUCUAAUUCGCCACGAGUCGAAGAAGUUGUUCCGCUUUUUCAUACUUUUGGCUACGGCGCUUUAAGCAUUGCGAAGGUAUUUGCCCUGUGGUCUAAAAAGAACGUGUUCGCCGAACAUUUAGACGAACUGUCGGGCAUAUGGCCCAUGGAACCGCUCGAUGAAGACGAACGACAUAUCAAGGAGAAGAGCCUGGCCGCACUACGCCUUGUUCAUCAAAGUUACUUCACAAUAAACGUCGGGGGCGUGAUGUUCUACAACGUGACGCCAAUAUGCGUUUACCUGUACCAACUGUGGCAGGGGCAAGACGCGGCAGUCGGCUUCGUAUGGGUGUCCUGGUACCCGUUUGACAAAUAUAAGCCAAUCAACCACGUUAUUGUUUACAUAUUUGAAAUAUUUGCUGGUCAGACUUGUGUGUGGAUAAUGAUCUGCACGGACCUGCUGUUCUCGGGCCUCGCCAGCCACAUCGCCUUGUUGCUGCGGCUGCUACACAAGCGACUGGAAACAUUAGCCGAAACUGACAAGUCACAGGAGGAAUAUUAUCAAGAGAUUGUCGAUAAUAUUAAACUGCAUCAACGGCUUAUAAGAUACUGCAACGACCUGGAAGAGGCUUUCACGAUAGUGAAUCUCAUCAAUGUCGUAUUCAGUUCAAUAAAUAUAUGUUGUGUCGUAUUCGUUAUUGUGCUCCUUGAACCCUUAAUGGCUGUGAGCAGUAAGCUAUUUUUGGUAUCUGCACUCAUUCAAAUAGGAAUGCUAUGUUGGUAUGCUGAUGAUAUUUUCCAUUGUAACGCGGACGUGGCGCUAGCGGUGUAUAACAGUGGGUGGUACCGUACAGACCCUCGGUGUCGCCGCGCCCUCAUUUUCCUUAUUCGGAGAGCCCAAAAACCAGUGGCGUUUACUGCCAUGAAAUUCACAAACCUGUCUCUGGUCACCUAUUCAUCGAUCCUGACCAGGUCCUAUUCCUACUUCGCUUUACUAUACACCAUGUACAAUGACAGCUAAACACAA